AUGGUAGGUUCUUUCAGAGUAAAGUCGAAACAAUAGGAUGCUGUCCAGGAAGAUGUAUAUGUCCUCCUAUCGGUCUAACUGCAUCCACUGCACCUGGGGCUGGGGAGAGAAUCUGGCAUUUCUUUGUAGAGGGUUGUAACUGCAGAGGAAGUUGUAGAAUUUUUGGCCUCGACAUGUUUUUUCAGUGCUUGAGGUAGUAAGUUUCUCCACCAAGAUUACUUUCGGGCGCAUCAGAAUUAUAGCAGGAAAUGGAAUGGUAAUCAAAAUCAUCGCCUUCGUCUCCUUUGACAUAGGUAAUUCCUACUCCUAGUCAGCGAGGUGUCCUCUGGCUUUAGUGUGAAGUAGGUGUGUUUAUUUCGUGUUGUGAUCACGCAGCAGGAGGUCGCGCUGCCGAGGUGGUCAGGUCGUACUUAUUUUGCACGACCGAGGCAGUCUCCUUUCACUACUCUCUUUGUCGUCCUCGCUGGAAAUAAAAUAUUAAAUCAAGAUGUUUAGUAUCAGCAAUAUUAGUUUCUGGUCGUCGAACCACGAGUCUAAACGGUCGGUCGCAUCGGCAUCGAACCAAAAUUCUUCUAAACGCGGCGUUCCGGCGCAUGGGCAACAUAUUUUUAUACAGCGGGAUGCGAACAGGCACGGUUCCGCGCCCGGUUGUACAACAGCAUCAACGGGGAUGAAAAAGACAAAGAGCCGCACGGCAUCUCCGGUGCGGGAUGUUCUUGAGAUCCCCCGACCACGGGAUGAGAAGCCGCACACCUCCGCGCCUUUCCAGCGAAGCAAUGAAAGGAAGGAAAGCGGGCUGCGAAAACCUGCAGGGCAAUCGCGUCGAGUACUGGACAUGAAUCCGCGUCGAGUACUGGAUUUUUAUUGUUUCAUGGAAAAGGAAAGGACCAAAACCGCAGUUAUUGCUAUGCCUCAUUCUUUCAUCAUCAUAAGCGGGGCUGCAGUAUUUUGAAAGUGACCCAUUUCUCGAACCAAAUGCUUUAUGCUAUACCUGAACAAUGAAAUCAAGCACACGUCAACAUGUCAUCUAUCUUUGCUAAUUAUAACCUCACUGCAGAAGCAGAAGCAGAAGCAGAACCACAACCACUGACUGCUUGCUUGCACGAAAAAACUUUUCAUCUUCAGGACAACUUCUUCCACAUGUCUAUGAAACCCAUUGCCGCGAUUCCGAGCGU
This is a messenger RNA of Amoebophrya sp. A120, 1175 nucleotides long. Lineage: Eukaryota; Dinophyceae; Syndiniales; Amoebophryaceae. The record is from the annotation of a GenBank genome assembly.